Molecule: messenger RNA, 861 nt
Organism: Neltuma alba
Lineage: Eukaryota; Viridiplantae; Streptophyta; Magnoliopsida; Fabales; Fabaceae
Exons: 2
Coding region: 1-861 (286 amino acids)
Biological process (GO): DNA repair; telomere maintenance
Molecular function (GO): DNA helicase activity
Source: RefSeq, a predicted model, not a curated record
AUGGGUGGUGACUUCCGUCAAAUUCUCCCUGUUAUUCCACGAGGUACAAGAGCUGAUAUUGUUAAUGCAUGCAUUAACUCUUCAUAUUUGUGGGAGUAUUGCACAAUUUUCCAUUUGACAAAGAAUAUGCGUUUGUCUUCAUCGUCAUCUAAUGAUAGUUGUGAUCGGAUACAAAAGUUUUCACAAUGGCUUUUGGACAUUGGUGAGGGUAAGGUAGGUAUGUCGCAUGAUGGUGUAGCAGAGAUAGAGAUACCAUCUGAAUUGUUGGUUGAUAGUUGUGAAGAACCAAUUUGUGCCAUUGUCUCAUCAACUUAUCCAGAUUUGUUCAGUAACUUGAGCAGUACCUCUUACUUCAAUGAUAGAGCCAUAUUAGCACCUACAAUUGAUGCUGUCAAUCAAAUCAAUGAAUAUAUGUGUACAAUGAUGCCUGGUGAUUCUGUUGACUACUUUAGUUGUGACUCAAUUUGCAAAACAUCUCAAGAUGAAGAUGGUGUUGAAGAUCUGUAUACUCCUGAUUUUUUGAACACUAUAAAUUGUUCUGGAUUACCAAUGCAUAAACUAACUUUGAAGGUCGGAAUGCCAGUCAUGCUAUUAAGGAAUAUUGAUCAAGCAUCUGGGUUAUGUAAUGGGACUAGGCUACGCAUUACUCAUCUUGGUAAAUCUGUUGUUGAGGCAGUGACAUUGAAUGGAUCUAGGCCAAAUGAGAAGGUUUUAAUACAUCGAAUGGAUAUGAAUCCUUCUGAUAGUUGUUUGCCAUUUAUCAUGAAACGAAGACAGUUUCCCAUUACUGUUUCAUUUGCCAUGACAAUUAAUAAAAGUCAAGAUGAUGUUGAUCUUCUUGAGUUUGAUGAUGUUCAUUGA